CGAUCCCCUCGCCUUCUCACUCUCUCCACUCUUCUCCUCCUUCGCAGCUCUCCAUCGUCCUCCGCCUACACCGAGUUCUCUCUCUACUCAAUCAAUCAAUCUCGUGGAAGGCUGAAUUGUCUUCGUAGUCGGGGCCGUCUGUUUCUGUUGUGCUACAUUUCUUUAAUUUCUCCAGGAAAAUGGCAUCUAACAUGGGAGCUUUCGCCAAGAUGAUCAUCGUCGCAUUCUUGGCGAUGCUCGUCCUCGUGAGCGUUGAGAACACCGGCGUGUACGCCCAAGAGGCACCUGCUCCAGGACCGGAAAUGGGACCCGACUCUGCGAGCCCCGGCAGCCUGUUGAUGUCUCUGGUUUACCCUGCAGUAGUGGCGAUGUUGUCUUUCGCAGCUGCGAAUGCUUUGUGAGCAGAUGUAAUGUCACAGAUUUAAGGAGUUCCUCAAUGGUCGGUAGCUCGGAAGUGCUGGUGCUUCCGUCAUUGCUGUAAAAUGGAAUGUGAAAUCCGACAUAGUCGACGAAAGGAACGGAGGAACCUUUCUCUCUGGCGUUCAGGAUGCAGUCACCGUGGCAAGUUCCAUGAUGAGCUGUCACUGAUUGUUCUCAAGCUCGACUUUUGUUUCGACUAUGGACUAGCUGAAGUUAACACACAUUCUUUUCUCUCUCGGGAAUUUCGAGAUUCCACGGUGCCUGGUGAGCGUAACUUGUAUUCUUCGUGGCAAUCAGAUGAAGCGGACAUGGGCUUCCGAAGAGCGGGUCCGCUUCAUCUGGAACUGGAUUGGUUUCGUUCAGUUGACUCAACGUUGCGAGGGGAUAUGCAGACCGCACUUGAACAUUGUUCUCUGUACUUGCCACGGGCGAAGCGAUCGUUCGAGUCGACUCCACCCAGAGAGCAUUGUGAAGCUGUGUCUGCAGGUUAUUUGGCAGACCAGUUCUAGCAAAUCUUGGUGGCCUGGAACGUGUCUUUGAAGGAGGCUCAGAAAGCAGGAGUGUCGAGUAGUGUGCGUGAGCUGCCUGUGGGGGGUUGAGACGGUGAUGGUUCAUGUAACAUGUCGGGAACAGCACUACAUUUUUCUUCAGAUGCUUAGAUAAUUAGUCUGGAUUGUACUAGGAACGUUCAUAGUAGUCUAGUUACCAUCAUUUAUUAGGUAGACUGUUAGCAUUCGAAAUGUAACAGCAGCCAUUAUUCUAACGAAACUCCUUCUGCAUUGGAAGGGUGCUUUCCACAAUAAAUUUCUGUAUAUCAUCCAACUAUUUGACGGAGUAAUUAAGUCGAUUUUUCCACAUC
Marchantia polymorpha subsp. ruderalis is the source of this 1279-nucleotide messenger RNA. The record is from the annotation of a GenBank genome assembly. NCBI's taxonomy places the organism in Eukaryota, Viridiplantae, Streptophyta, Marchantiopsida, Marchantiales, Marchantiaceae.